Messenger RNA from Parnassius mnemosyne (clouded apollo), 8205 nucleotides. Lineage: Eukaryota; Metazoa; Arthropoda; Insecta; Lepidoptera; Papilionidae. The record is from the annotation of a GenBank genome assembly.
AUGGUGAAGAAGAAAAUUGAUAAUCGCAUACGUGUCAUGAUAGAGAAUGGUGUUAAACUAGGACACCGUACCAUGUUUCUACUUGUAGGAGAUAAGAGUAGAGAUCAGGUGCCUAUUUUAUAUGAUAUGCUUGUUAAAUCAAGUGUAAAGUCAAGACCAACAGUGCUUUGGUGCUAUAAAAAUAAGGAUGAGGCUAUAAGCAAUCAUGGACGAAAAAGAGCAAAGAAAAUUGCAGCAGGAAAACUAGAAGUAUCAGAAGAGUCAUUGUUUGAUGCAUUCAGGGUGGCCACAACUAUUCAUGGAAGAUAUUACUCCGAGAGUCAUGCCAUGCUUGGUCAGACGUAUGGUGUGUGUGUAUUGCAGGAUUUUGAAGCUCUUACGCCGAACUUGAUGGCCCGGACAAUAGAAACAGUAGAAGGUGGAGGGCUAAUUAUCUUUCUACUUAAAACAAUGGAUUCACUGAGGCAAUUGCAUUCUAUCACUAUGGAUGUCCACUCCAGAUUUAAAACAGAGGCAUAUGACACGGUGGUCAAUCGGUUCAAUGAGCGUUUCUUGUUAUCUCUCGCCGACAAUCCUCGUUGCCUGGUGUUGGAUGACUCUCUCACUGUAUUGCCAAUUUCAUCGAAGACAGCACAAGUGGAGCCAGUGGAUGUUGUACCAGAGCGUAUAAACCCCAAGCUAACGGAAUUGAUAACUUCUCUUUCGGAUUCACCACCUGCGGGACCAUUGGUUGCUCUCUGUCGCACCUACGACCAGGCGACAGCACUAGUUGCGCUUAUAAAUACGCUAGCAGAUAAACAGUCAAGACCUCCACACUGCCUCACGGCCGCGAGGGGGCGCGGUAAAUCCGCUUGCCUUGGCUUGGCUGUAGCGGCGGCUGUAGCUUUGGGCUACGUCAACAUAUACGUCACCUCGCCACACCCAGAGAACCUUAUCACACUAUUCGAGUUUGUGCUGAAAGGGCUAGACGCGUGCUUGUAUCAGGAACACAUUGAUUACAACAUUGUGAGGUCGACUAAUCCCGAUUUCAAGAAGGCCAUUGUCCGAGUUAAUAUUGCGAGGAACUCUCGGCAGACUGUGCAAUACAUCACCCCAGACGAUCAUUCGUUGCUUGCGGCUGCGGACCUCGUGCUAGUGGACGAGGCGGCGGCCAUUCCUAUCGCUCACGUGUCGGCCGCAGCACAGAAGGCGCCACUCGCAUUUCUCUCGUCCACGGUUUCGGGAUACGAGGGCACAGGCCGUGCUCUGUCACUCAAACUCUUCGCUCAGUUACAGACAGACCACAACGCUCCGCCUCCGAUAAAAUUGGAGGAGCCGAUUAGGUACCGCGCCGGCGACGCUAUCGAGCGCUGGCUGAACGCGCUGCUGUGCCUGGAGGCGCCGAGCCCUGCGCUGGGCGCGGGCGCGCCGCCGCCCGCCGCCUGCGAGCUGCUGCGCGUCAACCGCGACGCGCUCUUCUGCUACCACCGCGCCGCCGAGGCCUUCCUGCACCGCCUCGUCGCGAUAUACGUCGCCAGUCACUACAAGGUACCUCAUUGUACUACGUCUGCGAGCUGCUGCGCGUCAACCGCGACGCGCUCUUCUGCUACCACCGCGCCGCCGAGGCCUUCCUGCACCGCCUCGUCGCGAUAUACGUCGCCAGUCACUACAAGGUGCCUCAUUGUACUACGUCUGCGAGCUGCUGCGCGUCAACCGCGACGCGCUCUUCUGCUACCACCGCGCCGCCGAGGCCUUCCUGCACCGCCUCGUCGCGAUAUACGUCGCCAGUCACUACAAGGUACCUCAUUGUACUACGUCUGCGAGCUGCUGCGCGUCAACCGCGACGCGCUCUUCUGCUACCACCGCGCCGCCGAGGCCUUCCUGCACCGCCUCGUCGCGAUAUACGUCGCCAGUCACUACAAGGUGCCUCAUUGUACUACGUCUGCGAGCUGCUGCGCGUCAACCGCGACGCGCUCUUCUGCUACCACCGCGCCGCCGAGGCCUUCCUGCACCGCCUCGUCGCGAUAUACGUCGCCAGUCACUACAAGGUGCCUCAUUGUACUACGUCUGCGAGCUGCUGCGCGUCAACCGCGACGCGCUCUUCUGCUACCACCGCGCCGCCGAGGCCUUCCUGCACCGCCUCGUCGCGAUAUACGUCGCCAGUCACUACAAGGUGCCUCAUUGUACUACGUCUGCGAGCUGCUGCGCGUCAACCGCGACGCGCUCUUCUGCUACCACCGCGCCGCCGAGGCCUUCCUGCACCGCCUCGUCGCGAUAUACGUCGCCAGUCACUACAAGGUGCCUCAUUGUACUACGUCUGCGAGCUGCUGCGCGUCAACCGCGACGCGCUCUUCUGCUACCACCGCGCCGCCGAGGCCUUCCUGCACCGCCUCGUCGCGAUAUACGUCGCCAGUCACUACAAGGUGCCUCAUUGUACUACGUCUGCGAGCUGCUGCGCGUCAACCGCGACGCGCUCUUCUGCUACCACCGCGCCGCCGAGGCCUUCCUGCACCGCCUCGUCGCGAUAUACGUCGCCAGUCACUACAAGGUGCCUCAUUGUACUACGUCUGCGAGCUGCUGCGCGUCAACCGCGACGCGCUCUUCUGCUACCACCGCGCCGCCGAGGCCUUCCUGCACCGCCUCGUCGCGAUAUACGUCGCCAGUCACUACAAGGUGCCUCAUUGUACUACGUCUGCGAGCUGCUGCGCGUCAACCGCGACGCGCUCUUCUGCUACCACCGCGCCGCCGAGGCCUUCCUGCACCGCCUCGUCGCGAUAUACGUCGCCAGUCACUACAAGGUGCCUCAUUGUACUACGUCUGCGAGCUGCUGCGCGUCAACCGCGACGCGCUCUUCUGCUACCACCGCGCCGCCGAGGCCUUCCUGCACCGCCUCGUCGCGAUAUACGUCGCCAGUCACUACAAGGUGCCUCAUUGUACUACGUCUGCGAGCUGCUGCGCGUCAACCGCGACGCGCUCUUCUGCUACCACCGCGCCGCCGAGGCCUUCCUGCACCGCCUCGUCGCGAUAUACGUCGCCAGUCACUACAAGGUGCCUCAUUGUACUACGUCUGCGAGCUGCUGCGCGUCAACCGCGACGCGCUCUUCUGCUACCACCGCGCCGCCGAGGCCUUCCUGCACCGCCUCGUCGCGAUAUACGUCGCCAGUCACUACAAGGUGCCUCAUUGUACUACGUCUGCGAGCUGCUGCGCGUCAACCGCGACGCGCUCUUCUGCUACCACCGCGCCGCCGAGGCCUUCCUGCACCGCCUCGUCGCGAUAUACGUCGCCAGUCACUACAAGGUGCCUCAUUGUACUACGUCUGCGAGCUGCUGCGCGUCAACCGCGACGCGCUCUUCUGCUACCACCGCGCCGCCGAGGCCUUCCUGCACCGCCUCGUCGCGAUAUACGUCGCCAGUCACUACAAGGUGCCUCAUUGUACUACGUCUGCGAGCUGCUGCGCGUCAACCGCGACGCGCUCUUCUGCUACCACCGCGCCGCCGAGGCCUUCCUGCACCGCCUCGUCGCGAUAUACGUCGCCAGUCACUACAAGGUGCCUCAUUGUACUACGUCUGCGAGCUGCUGCGCGUCAACCGCGACGCGCUCUUCUGCUACCACCGCGCCGCCGAGGCCUUCCUGCACCGCCUCGUCGCGAUAUACGUCGCCAGUCACUACAAGGUGCCUCAUUGUACUACGUCUGCGAGCUGCUGCGCGUCAACCGCGACGCGCUCUUCUGCUACCACCGCGCCGCCGAGGCCUUCCUGCACCGCCCCGUCGCGAUAUACGUCGCCAGUCACUACAAGGUGCCUCAUUGUACUACGUCUGCGAGCUGCUGCGCGUCAACCGCGACGCGCUCUUCUGCUACCACCGCGCCGCCGAGGCCUUCCUGCACCGCCUCGUCGCGAUAUACGUCGCCAGUCACUACAAGGUGCCUCAUUGUACUACGUCUGCGAGCUGCUGCGCGUCAACCGCGACGCGCUCUUCUGCUACCACCGCGCCGCCGAGGCCUUCCUGCACCGCCUCGUCGCGAUAUACGUCGCCAGUCACUACAAGGUGCCUCAUUGUACUACGUCUGCGAGCUGCUGCGCGUCAACCGCGACGCGCUCUUCUGCUACCACCGCGCCGCCGAGGCCUUCCUGCACCGCCUCGUCGCGAUAUACGUCGCCAGUCACUACAAGGUGCCUCAUUGUACUACGUCUGCGAGCUGCUGCGCGUCAACCGCGACGCGCUCUUCUGCUACCACCGCGCCGCCGAGGCCUUCCUGCACCGCCUCGUCACGAUAUACGUCGCCAGUCACUACAAGGUGCCUCAUUGUACUACGUCUGCGAGCUGCUGCGCGUCAACCGCGACGCGCUCUUCUGCUACCACCGCGCCGCCGAGGCCUUCCUGCACCGCCUCGUCGCGAUAUACGUCGCCAGUCACUACAAGGUGCCUCAUUGUACUACGUCUGCGAGCUGCUGCGCGUCAACCGCGACGCGCUCUUCUGCUACCACCGCGCCGCCGAGGCCUUCCUGCACCGCCUCGUCGCGAUAUACGUCGCCAGUCACUACAAGGUGCCUCAUUGUACUACGUCUGCGAGCUGCUGCGCGUCAACCGCGACGCGCUCUUCUGCUACCACCGCGCCGCCGAGGCCUUCCUGCACCGCCUCGUCGCGAUAUACGUCGCCAGUCACUACAAGGUGCCUCAUUGUACUACGUCUGCGAGCUGCUGCGCGUCAACCGCGACGCGCUCUUCUGCUACCACCGCGCCGCCGAGGCCUUCCUGCACCGCCUCGUCGCGAUAUACGUCGCCAGUCACUACAAGGUGCCUCAUUGUACUACGUCUGCGAGCUGCUGCGCGUCAACCGCGACGCGCUCUUCUGCUACCACCGCGCCGCCGAGGCCUUCCUGCACCGCCUCGUCGCGAUAUACGUCGCCAGUCACUACAAGGUGCCUCAUUGUACUACGUCUGCGAGCUGCUGCGCGUCAACCGCGACGCGCUCUUCUGCUACCACCGCGCCGCCGAGGCCUUCCUGCACCGCCCCGUCGCGAUAUACGUCGCCAGUCACUACAAGGUGCCUCAUUGUACUACGUCUGCGAGCUGCUGCGCGUCAACCGCGACGCGCUCUUCUGCUACCACCGCGCCGCCGAGGCCUUCCUGCACCGCCUCGUCGCGAUAUACGUCGCCAGUCACUACAAGGUGCCUCAUUGUACUACGUCUGCGAGCUGCUGCGCGUCAACCGCGACGCGCUCUUCUGCUACCACCGCGCCGCCGAGGCCUUCCUGCACCGCCUCGUCGCGAUAUACGUCGCCAGUCACUACAAGGUGCCUCAUUGUACUACGUCUGCGAGCUGCUGCGCGUCAACCGCGACGCGCUCUUCUGCUACCACCGCGCCGCCGAGGCCUUCCUGCACCGCCUCGUCGCGAUAUACGUCGCCAGUCACUACAAGGUGCCUCAUUGUACUACGUCUGCGAGCUGCUGCGCGUCAACCGCGACGCGCUCUUCUGCUACCACCGCGCCGCCGAGGCCUUCCUGCACCGCCUCGUCGCGAUAUACGUCGCCAGUCACUACAAGGUGCCUCAUUGUACUACGUCUGCGAGCUGCUGCGCGUCAACCGCGACGCGCUCUUCUGCUACCACCGCGCCGCCGAGGCCUUCCUGCACCGCCUCGUCGCGAUAUACGUCGCCAGUCACUACAAGGUGCCUCAUUGUACUACGUCUGCGAGCUGCUGCGCGUCAACCGCGACGCGCUCUUCUGCUACCACCGCGCCGCCGAGGCCUUCCUGCACCGCCUCGUCGCGAUAUACGUCGCCAGUCACUACAAGGUGCCUCAUUGUACUACGUCUGCGAGCUGCUGCGCGUCAACCGCGACGCGCUCUUCUGCUACCACCGCGCCGCCGAGGCCUUCCUGCACCGCCUCGUCGCGAUAUACGUCGCCAGUCACUACAAGGUGCCUCAUUGUACUACGUCUGCGAGCUGCUGCGCGUCAACCGCGACGCGCUCUUCUGCUACCACCGCGCCGCCGAGGCCUUCCUGCACCGCCUCGUCGCGAUAUACGUCGCCAGUCACUACAAGGUGCCUCAUUGUACUACGUCUGCGAGCUGCUGCGCGUCAACCGCGACGCGCUCUUCUGCUACCACCGCGCCGCCGAGGCCUUCCUGCACCGCCUCGUCGCGAUAUACGUCGCCAGUCACUACAAGGUGCCUCAUUGUACUACGUCUGCGAGCUGCUGCGCGUCAACCGCGACGCGCUCUUCUGCUACCACCGCGCCGCCGAGGCCUUCCUGCACCGCCUCGUCGCGAUAUACGUCGCCAGUCACUACAAGGUGCCUCAUUGUACUACGUCUGCGAGCUGCUGCGCGUCAACCGCGACGCGCUCUUCUGCUACCACCGCGCCGCCGAGGCCUUCCUGCACCGCCUCGUCGCGAUAUACGUCGCCAGUCACUACAAGGUGCCUCAUUGUACUACGUCUGCGAGCUGCUGCGCGUCAACCGCGACGCGCUCUUCUGCUACCACCGCGCCGCCGAGGCCUUCCUGCACCGCCUCGUCGCGAUAUACGUCGCCAGUCACUACAAGGUGCCUCAUUGUACUACGUCUGCGAGCUGCUGCGCGUCAACCGCGACGCGCUCUUCUGCUACCACCGCGCCGCCGAGGCCUUCCUGCACCGCCCCGUCGCGAUAUACGUCGCCAGUCACUACAAGGUGCCUCAUUGUACUACGUCUGCGAGCUGCUGCGCGUCAACCGCGACGCGCUCUUCUGCUACCACCGCGCCGCCGAGGCCUUCCUGCACCGCCUCGUCGCGAUAUACGUCGCCAGUCACUACAAGAACAGUCCAAAUGAUAUUCAGCUUUUGGCAGACGCGCCGGCGCAUUGCCUGUUUGUCCUUUUGGCUCCAACUCCGCCCAAGUCCACUUCAAUGCCUGAAGUGCUGUGCGUCAUACAAAUGUGCCUCGAGGGAAAUAUUUCUGAUAAGACGGUUCGAGAUAGCCUGGGCCGUGGACGGAAAGCGGCCGGUGAUCUAAUUCCUUGGAAUAUUUGCGAACAGUACGGUGACAAGGAUUUUCCUAAAUUGUCCGGAGCGAGGAUAGUGAGGAUAGCCACGCAUCCGUCUUAUCAACGGAUGGGAUAUGGGAAGAGGGCACUUCAGCAGCUAGCUGCGUACUACUCUGGCGAUAUUCCGUGUCUGGACGAAGACGCGUCGGACGACGAGGAGCAGGCAAACGGACAAGCAGACACGUUGCAAACUGAGACCAUUGUGCCAAGGACGAAGCCACCAACUUUGUUGAAAAGAUUGACAGAAGUCAGGGCUGAACACCUGGACUACUUAGGCACAAGUUUUGGUCUAACGGAGGAGUUGCUUAAAUUUUGGAAAUCACAGAAAUAUGUGCCGGUUUACUUAAGUCAAAAGGCGAACGAGCUAACUGGCGAGCAUUCGUGUAUAAUGCUACGGUCGCUUUCGGAAAGUGCGUGGCUCGCGGCGUAUAGUGCAGAUUUCAGAAAACGUCUGUCGAGAUUGUUAUCACGAAGUCUAAGACGAUUGCCUGCUUUGCUCGCCCUCAGUACUCUUCUUAAUGAUAACAUUAAGAUCGAUAAGCCUGUAUUGACAAAGCAGCUGAUUUCGGAACAAGUGUCAAGUCACGAUCUAGGACGUUUGGAAGCGUACUGCCGCCAACAGGCUGACUACCGACUCAUCACUGACCUCAUCACCCCGCUGGCUCACCUGCUAUUCCACACUCGAGUUCCGGUCAAACUCGAUGCCGUGCAACAGGUGAUAUUCGUGGCGAUGGGCUUCCAAAUGAAAGAUGUCGACGACGUAGCCGCUGAAUUAGGCCUCCCCGGUUCACAAAUCCUCGCUAAAUUCUACGAAGCAUGUAAGAAAAUAAACAAUGCUGUCAACUCCGUUCUAGAAGAUACUGUAGCCAAAGAGAUCGGAAUAGAAGAUAAAACCGCUGACGUGAACAUGGACGGCCCGGUGAAGCAGAGUCUAAAUGCAGAGUUGUCCAAAGCUGCGAAGGAGUUGGAGCGCAAGCAACGCAAAGAGCUGUCCCGACUGAUGGGUGAAGAUCUGACGCAGUACCGCAUCAAAGGCAGCGACCUAGACUGGAAUCAAGCGUUAACCACCUCAAAGCAGAAGAACAUUGUUUCAGUUAAAAGUGGUGAGAAACGCUUGGGCGACGACAGCAAAGAAAUUGACGACUUAAUAGAAUCCCACUCCAACAAGAAGAAGAAAAAGAAGAAACACGUUAGAAACUGA